Lichtheimia ornata is the source of this 1749-nucleotide messenger RNA. RefSeq lists its product as uncharacterized. Gene Ontology annotation, biological process: protein import into peroxisome matrix, docking. The transcript has 6 exons. The record is from RefSeq and is a predicted model, not a curated record. Gene Ontology annotation, molecular function: protein binding. Lineage: Eukaryota; Fungi; Mucoromycota; Mucoromycetes; Mucorales; Lichtheimiaceae. Gene Ontology annotation, cellular component: cytosol; peroxisomal membrane. The coding region runs from base 1 to 1749 and encodes 582 amino acids.
AUGUCAUUUGCUGGUGGAGAUGCAAGCUGCUCGGCUGGUGCCAACCCUAUGACUCAAAUGCUCAAGCAAUUUGGCCAGGAUCGCUCUUUGCAGCAGGAUCGUUUUGGUGGCCCAGCACAAGGUUCAGCAGGACCAUCCACUAUUCGUUCAGCUCGUCAAGGCUUCCGUCAAGAUGAUAAUAUGGUGAAUGAAUUCUUUGGUCAAGAGCAACAUCAACGACCUGUUGGACCUGGCAUGGCAAUGGGUGGCAAUCGAGCAUUUGAAUUUUCGGAACUGCAACGAGAGUUGGAUGCUGUACGUACAGGAGCACCAGCACCUGGUGGAUGGGCUUCCGAAUUCCAACAACAGGGACCCCGCUUAUGGGAAAUCACUCCUGAUGAAGAAGCUGCUAUGGAGAAAGCAUUUCAUGAAAGUCGUGCAGCUGCUGGUCCAUCCAUGAAUGCAUCAGUAUGGCGUGAAGAAUUCAUGAAUCAUCCUGAAGCUGCUCAUAUGAACCCACAACAACGUGCCGAGUUUGAACAAGCCUUCGAGAGGCACUUUGAUUGGGCAAAUGACUUUGCUAUGCAACAAGAUAAAGGCAAGGGACGUGCUGUUGAGCUUCAUGGUAAUGCUACUUGGGAGGAUCAGUUUGCUGCAUUUGACGCCAAACCCACCGAGACGGAUGAGGAGAUUGCCAAAAAGGUCGAGGAGGCUGCUGCUGCUCAAGAUCCUGCCAUGUUUGAACAAUUUGAGAAUGUGUGGCAAGAUAUCCGUGACCAAAUGGCCAAUGAAGAUGACAAUUGGGAGGAAGAGUUCAACAACCUUACACGUGAUCCAAGCAUUUACAAGCCUGAUCUCGGUGAAUAUGUCUUUGAAACCAACAAUCCAUUCAUGACUCACGCGAAUCCAAUGCAAGAAGGCUUGCGCAUGAUGAAUGAAGGUGGCAGUUUGAGUGAAAUUGCAUUGGCAUUUGAAGCGGUGGUGCAAAAGGAUCCCAGCAAUUCCGAAGCUUGGAUGCAUCUUGGUAAUGUACAAGCACAAAAUGAAAAGGAAGAACCUGCUAUUCGUGCCCUUGAGAAAGCCGUCCAAGUCGAUGAAAGAAACUUCUCCGCCAUGAUGUCGCUUGCUGUCAGCUAUAUGAACGAGUCUUAUGAUCAUGCCGCUUAUCAAACUUUGGAACGAUGGAUGGCAGCAAAGUAUCCAGAACUUGUCAGCGAUCCAAUGCCUGCUCCAGCAACACCUUUUGAGUUACACAACCGUGUCACAGAUCUCUUCUUGACAGCUGCACGACAAGCUCCUGAAGGUACUCAGAUGGAUCCUGAUGUCCAAGUCGGCUUGGGUGUCUUGUUUUAUGGUAGCGGUGAUCUCGAGAAGGCUGUUGAUUGUUUCUUUGCUGCUCUCAAGGGACGACCUGAUGAUUAUCUCUUGUGGAAUCGAUUGGGCGCCACAUUGGCUAACAGUGGUCGAUCAGAGGAAGCAAUUGACGCAUACCACAAGGCCCUCGAGCUACAUCCCUCAUUUGUACGUGCAAGAUACAAUCUCGGUGUGAGCUGCAUCAACAUUGGUUGUUACAAGGAGGCUGCUGAACAUAUCCUGACGGGUCUAUCUAUGCACAAACGCCAAGGCGGAUCAGAAGAAGGUGUCAAUGUAUCCAAUAACCUUUGGGAAAUGCUUCGCAAGACAUUUGUCAUGAUGGGCCGAGACGAUCUUGCAUCUCAAGCCAAGGCUGGAUACGAUAUUAACAAUUUCCGUGGCGAGUUUGAAUUCUAG